This is a messenger RNA of Sesamum indicum (sesame), 1654 nucleotides long. RefSeq names its product 2,3-bisphosphoglycerate-dependent phosphoglycerate mutase 1. Lineage: Eukaryota; Viridiplantae; Streptophyta; Magnoliopsida; Lamiales; Pedaliaceae. Gene Ontology annotation, biological process: glycolytic process. Gene Ontology annotation, molecular function: intramolecular phosphotransferase activity. The record is from RefSeq and is a predicted model, not a curated record.
CAAUUAGGCUGACCGCUGACCGAAUUCGAACAGUUGGACACAGAGUUGGUCUAAAGCUACCAAGCCCAUCUAGAAACCGCGACAAACCUGUCAGACUAAUACGAUGUCGCAUUGUUCUCCACCAACCUCCGGGCCGGCCACCAUCCCGGCAUCAACAUUCCUGUGAUCCCACCUUACUUCGAUCGCAAUUAGCACCCAUUUUCAGGGACUUUCAAAUUUCAAGAAUGAGUGGUCCUGCUCUUUCACAAACUUUAAACUCCAGUUGGUUAAUUGGAGGUCGUGGUGAUUCUCAUUCUUGUAAGAGAUUUCGAGGAUCAUGUGUGGGAUCACUUUCAGUUGGCCUUCUGGCCGAUACCCGCUCCUUUGUAGGAAAGAUUAACAGGUUUAGAAUCUGUAGAUCGUACAUAUCCCGUUCAUCAAAGUCUUAUGCAGCAUGUCAACAUCCUAUUUUGUCCUCCUUCGGAAGUCAUUCUCAUGGUUAUCAGACGGAAGAGAAGGAGUCUUCUUUGAUUUUGAUGCGACAUGGAGAAUCAAUGUGGAAUGAGAAAAACCUUUUCACUGGUUGUGUCGAUGUGCCGUUGACCAGUAGAGGAGUCGAAGAAGCGAUUGAAGCUGGGAAAAGAAUUAGCAACCUCCCUUUUGAUAUCAUCUACACAUCGGCAUUGAUCCGUGCUCAGAUGACUACUAUGCUUGCUCUAACACAACACCGAUGCAUGAAGGUGCCUAUAAUUAUGCAUCAUGAAACUGAACAAGCAAGGAUAUGGAGUCAGAUCUAUAGUGAAGGCACCAAGAAGCAAUCUAUUCCGGUUGUCAAAGCAUGGCAACUAAAUGAGAGAAUGUACGGGGAGCUACAAGGUCUUAAUAAGCAGGAAACAGCUGAACAAUAUGGGAAGGAGCAAGUUCAUAACUGGCGUAGAAGUUAUCAUGUUCGGCCUCCAAAUGGAGAGAGCCUUGAGAUGUGCUUAGGGAGGGCAGUUACCUUUUUCAAAGAGCACAUUGAACCACAGCUUCUGAGUGGAAUGCAUGUGAUGGUUGUAGCUCAUGCGAAUUCACUAAGGUCCAUAAUUAUGUAUCUUGAUAAGUUAACUUCUCAAGAGGUUAUCAAUUUAGAGCUCUCGACUGGUGUACCGAUGCUCUACAUAUAUAGAGAAGGAAACUUCAUCAGGAGAGGAAGUCCUGUUGGAUCUUCUGAGGCUGGUGUUUAUGCUUAUACGGAGAGCUUGGCUGCCUAUCGGCGAAAACUAGAUGAAACAUCCGAAGACAUCUAAGUGAGAUUUGGCUUGUUUUUUGGGUCGUCACAUGGAACUCAAUCGAGCAUUUUGGAUAAAAGGCUAAUCCUCCAUCAACGGUUAGAAAAUUGCUGUGACUUUCAUCUCUAAUUUAGACGCCCUUCCCUUAUGUCUGAUCUAGUUAAUAUUCUGUCUUCGACAUCAGAGAUACUGGUGGAAUGAUGUGUUCUCAAAUAUUAAAGAAGGCUUGUUUAUGUGAAUUUAUCUCUUCAGUUAGCUAGUUAACCUGCAUCCAUCCCCCUUGAAUGAAAGAAUCUUGUAUCACAUUUAUUCCAUGCGGUGACUUUUCUUGAAUUGUAUAUCAAUCACAUGACUAAGUGUAAUGAUAGUGUAUAGACCUUUUUUGUGAGUGAUUACUGUUAUUA